GCAAUAAUUAUUGUACCACUUUGCUAAAACACAUUAUAUAAUAUGGAAAUAUACAUAUUUUAAAAUAACUGCACAUGAUAAUGCUCAUAGAUGCCUAUAGAGAGAGAAUACAGUUAUUGUUUACAUUCACCCAUUGUUCUGUGGUCAAGACUUUUCAUUUGCUAUGUAUUAGUGAAAUGCAAUUUCAUUGAUGGACCGAACGGUGUCGCUAUACACAAACAUUUGCACAUGUUCACAGAGCCCUUUAAAACCUGCCAUCUCAUAACACAAAGAGUUUAUGAAUUUUAUUACAGUCAUGGGUUACGCAAAUAUCCAGCAGAAAAUGUGUCUUCACAGUAGGCUAUGUUAUCUGAGAGUUAUCACAUGCAUUCAAAACAUAAUCUCUAAUUAAACACACACAAAGCGGUUUGACACUGCUUAGCACUCAAACAAAUACACAUAUAUUCAUCCAUGAAAACCAUUGACACAGUUUUGUUUUGAUAACUGUCCAUGUCUGUGUGUGGAUGCACAUAUGUACAGGGGCACACAAGCAGCCACAGCCUCUGCAGUCCUGAAUGGGGGUGGGGCCCCACAGGAAUGAGUGUUGAAUCUCAGAGCCCUGUUGCCAUGGCACCAAAACAAGGAUUCGCCUGCAUUACCCAGUAUGACUGGAUUUGUCUGAAUCAUCUUUCUCUCUCUUGCACACACAUAUCAUUGACAGACGUUAAUUCAUGUAGUACACAUGUGCAACAUGUUUUUUUCUUCUUCUUUAUUUGUCUAACUCCCCUCCUCUACAAAAUGCUAUCAGAGUUCUAUCAGAGAUUAACAUUGCACUUCAUCUGCCAAGCAGAUGCAGACUUGCAUGCACAUGUUCACAGAUGCACAAAGUAGCACAUACAUACACAGUCCAUAAAAGACCACUCAUGACUGACCCAGCCGGUGAGUGUUGGGUUAAUCCACAAAGCGGUGAGAUUCUGAUGCAUACCCCAACAGAGAGGAUUACCCUCCCAUCCUCUCAUCCAUCAGCCCAUCCUCAUGCACAUGCACUCAUCAUAACAAUCCAACAUUAACAGAUGUGCCUCUCUCAGCACUCACCACUACCGGGAGAUUGGGAGAGGGAGCGAGAGAGAUGGGAGAGAGGGAGAGAUUUAGACUGCAGAGUGUGUGAAGAGGUGAGCGGAGUGAGAGCCAGGGGUAUUCCACAUGUUGUCGGUUUCUAGUUGAUCUCUGUUUCUCUCUUCAGUUUCUUGAUGAAUAAUUAACUCCACACAGGCUGGAGAUCCAAGUCUUCAUGGUCCCGGACAGUAUCACAUGCAGGGUGGACACGAUCAGCUUAUUUCAGGACGCAUAGAACUCUGAGUGUUACCUCUCUACCCUCUUGAGCUUCAUCUUCAGCUUUGAAAACCAGUGUUCGUGUAUGAGUGCACACUUAUUUUGCGAGUGAGGCACUUUUGGGAAAGCAAGGAAAAAGGAAAAAAUGGAGGCCUGCAUUUUGAAAGCAUCUUUCAGGACGUGACAAAGCGCCAAGCUGAUCCUUUCCGUUGUAAAAAGCUUUGGAGAAGCAGUUGCUAAAAGUAUGGGCCCAUCUGCUGGUGUGCUACCACUACUUCUGCUGCUGCCUAGACUACUUUGUGCUCAGCUCAGCACCGUGUCUGAACUCAAGGACACAUCCAGCUUGGAGUUCACCCCAACACCUUUUCUGACUGACCCAAAUAUCACCGCAGGAAAAGGUUUGUCUCCUAGCCCCCAAGCCACCAGUCUACCUCCUGUAACAGUGGAGGACCGAUCCGCUGCAGAAAGCUACCUCUACAAUGGCGAUUCGUCCUCCUUGGCUGCCUCUACCUGCACACGAACUUUCCAGCUGCCCGUUCGGCGAGGACCUCCACCUCGAGACCUUCUCCCUCUUUUGCACCAAGCCAUAGCAUCUCUGACAAAUGCUGCCAACUUUCUCAACCUCAUAUUCCAAGCUAGUGAGCUGAGAGAAACCAGUGUACGAGAGGAUAUAGAGUGGUACCAUGCACUAGUCCGGACUAUGCUUGAAGGGGAUCGGCCAGGCUUGGUCAGACGAGCUUUUCUAACAUUCGACGCCGACCCAACAAUCCAACAGCCCCAGUUGGUGCUCCGUGCCUCCAAAGGCACAACCCAAGACAUUCUCCUGCAGGACCUCACAUCUGCCUGGACCAGCUUCCGUCCUCCUGCCCCUGACCAAAGCUGGUUUGAUAUAUUCAAGUCUAGCUCUCCGCCCCUCCAUGCCUUGUCUAAACGGGUUCUUCUAAAUGACCUAAGCACCCUAGACACUCCCAAGUGGGCACGUGGGGACAGUUAUGUGAUCAAUAGCAGUGGGGUUCAGUGGGGUGAAGGUCCUUUCCUUGAGUGUGUUGAUGGCCGUUUUUUGCCAGGGUGGUUACUUAGCCUUUCAAUGCCAUUUUAUGGGUUGAAGCCAGACCUCAGCCCAGAGUUCAGGGGUGUGAUUCGUGUCGACGUCAACAUCCAGGGAUUUAGCGUGGAUCAAUGUGCCACUGGAGAUUUCUGGUUCGCAAACACACACCAGUGUAAUCGGACCAGCAUGGAGUGUGAGCCUAUUCCACAAAAGGGCUUCCGGAUGGGUCAGUACUGCUGCCGAUGUAAAAAGGGCUACUACAGUCCAAUCUCAGACAUACAGAACAAAAGGAACAACCGUGAGAAUAACACCCAAGCUUGUUACCCAGAAGUCCCUGUGUGUGUGCCCUGCUGGCCCGGCUGUGCUGAAUGUGAGGAUGGAGCCCCGUGUUGGGUGCAGGAGGACUGGCUCCUGAGGACGGCUGUUCUGGCUGUGCAGGGCCUCUUCAUGAUCCUUGUGCUAAUCAGCAUGCUGGUGGCAUAUCAGUGCAGAAAAACCAAGCGGAUCCGAUCAUCAGGGCUUUUGCUGCUGGAGAUGAUCCUGUGUGGCUCUCUGUUGCUUUACUUCCCAGUUUUCAUUCUGUACUUCAAGCCCAGCACUUUCCGGUGUAUUCUCCUCCGUUGGGUUCGUCUGCUUGGUUUUGCCAUUGUUUAUGGAACUGUGGCACUCAAGAUGUACCGGGUUCUAAAGGUGUUCCUGUCACGAACUGCCCAGCGAGUACCAUACAUCACCACCACUGGAGUGCUGAGGAUGCUGGGAGUGAUGGUGCUCACUGUCAGCUGGUUUCUGUGCGCAUGGACAGUGGGUGUCCUACAAAACAGAGACCGAAACGUCCCACUUCUCAUCAUAUCCACUACCUCAGAAGGACAAGGCUUCAAUGUGUGCGAUCUGGACCGAUGGGACUACAUGAUGGCAGUCGCGGAGCUGUUGUUCCUGUGCUGGGGGAGUUUUCUAUGCAGCGCAGUGAAGACUGUACCUUCUGCAUUUCAUGAACCACGUUACAUGAGCAUCGCCAUCCACAAUGAGCUACUGCUGUCCUCCAUGUUUCAUUUGCUCAGAUUUGCCAGACCGUCAAUUCAUCCUGACUGGAUGCUCUUGCUGUUCUUCACUCACACGCAUGUCACUAUUACUGUUACACUCGGCCUGCUGUUUGUACCCAAGUUUCUCCAUAUGUCACAACCAGGCAGAGAAGAAAUAGCGGCAGAGGUAUAUGAGGAUGAGGUGGACUUGCGACGUUCGUGUUCUUACCUCAACAGUAGCUUCACCUCGAACUGCUGGAGUGACCAAAGUUUGGACCCUGAUGACAUUCGGGAUGAGCUGAAGAAACUGUAUUCUCAGCUGGAAGUCCACAAGACCAAGAGGAUGGCAAACAGCAAUCCCCACCUUCCAAAGAAGCGUAGCUCUCGUCUCAGUAUUGGACGAUCUAUUAUAAAACGUAUCUCUGAGAUCCCAGAAAGUUUGAGCAGACAAUGUAGCCGUGAAGACAAGGAUAUCAGUGCUGCAAUAGGAACUAUAACACGAUCGGGAUCUUAUUACAAAUGUCAUCAAACCACAAGUAUUAACACUAUAAAUGAAACUUUAAUGCAGCCUUCUCCAAAGCUGCGGAAGUCCCAUAGUGCCUAUGAUUGUACCCCAGAAAAGGAAGCCUCUUUAUUAAACUCCUCCAUGAAAAGAUCAACAGAAAAGAGGCACUCACAGCAUUCUGAUGCAGGAUCUAUCAAUACAACACUGCUGAUCUGCAAGUCUGCCAGUGCCCACAAUCUAUCGCUAGAUACUAACCUUUUACUUCCCGAGCCCACCAGGUUUCAAAAGUCACUUAGUGUAAUAGAACGCAAUGACCAUCGCUCUGUGACACCGUGUAGAAGCAUUGAAAAUGUGUCAAUUUCUAUCAAACCUACCCCAGCAGAAAGGCCACCCAAGCUGACUGUGGAUGUUGACAUAAAGAGGCAGACUUCUAGUGCCUUGCUGUCAGAGUCCUUUGACAAGGCAGAGGUCUGCCCAUGGGAGGUUCCAGAGGAGCUCCCUGCAACCAAAAAUCUAAAACAUGUCACAUAUUCCAUCUCAACACAGGAAGAACCAAAAUCGCCUGGUGCUCUGUCAUCACCAACAUUGUUAUACGUUUGUCCGUGGGAAUACCUGCCACCUCCUUCUCCCCCUGCAAUUGAAACUGGGAAUGGUAUUCAGUCAGAAGUUGAUUCCACAAAACCCAAACCUCCAAUAUCUUGUAGUGCUCCUGGGUCACCACAUACAGUUUCUGGCAAGCCAAAAGAAUUUCGGGUUUUCUCUUUCCGCUCCACUACACAAAAUCUCCUUGCAGCAAAGGGUGUUGGGGAACUUGCAAGAAGCAUGAGCAGAGAGAAAAGCCUACAAGAAAGUAACGUUAGGGAGGGAACACUACAAAAAUCUCAGUCUACAUCCAUGAGAUUAUCUCCAGGCAGUGCAGCUUCAGACAAACGUACCCCACAGACACAAAGACGGGCUAUGACUACUAUAGGAACAAAACCUUCCCUUGUGAAACAAACAGCUGUACGGCUGCCAUCAAAUGAUUCUCCCGAAAGGAGCCCCAAGCAUACUGCUCCAGUUCACGUCUGCCCAUGGGAGUCAGAGGAGGUGAUCUUGGAGGUCAAAAAGCAGAAUGAUAUAGCAUUACAAAGACAACUGAGUGACAAGAAAGAAUUGACUGUGACAGCAAGUAACGAUGGUUUAAAGCCAUCUGAGCUACAACUUAAGUCAUUAUUAGUUGUUCCUAAUACAGAAGUGUGUCCAUGGGAUGUCCCAAAACCUUUUCAUCAAAGUAGCAUGUCUGAAGUCUGUCCUUGGGAGGUUGUGGAAGUCGAGCAAUUGCAAACCAAAAACAUGCAAACUGAUGUCUGUCCUUGGGAAACAGACUCAUCAAGGGUUACUGAAGACACAAUAUGCAAUACCACUGUUGAAGUACCCAUGCCUGGAGACAUCCAGAAGCAGGUAAAAGUGAAGCCUGAAACAUCCCCUUCUGAUGUAUCAGAUACAAAUAUACCCAAGGUCAAACAAGGAUCCAUAAAAAUGUCCAAUGAGACAAAGCCUGGUGAAAGGGUUAUUUAUGUUAAUACCAGAGAGUGUCGGUUGGAACAAGAAUCGGCUCAGAAAAGAGGAUUUAUGGAAACAAGUAAAACACUGAAGCAAGAAGAAAGUGAUUUUCCUGAACCACCCCCACCUGUAACUGAUGUAUGUCCUUGGGAUUUAGAGCCAAAUACAAAAGACAAUUCAAAACCCUCAAUGACUAAAAAAGCAACUGUUUGUCCGUGGGAGGCAGGGGAUUCUGAAAAGUCAGAAGAGAGGGAAAGUGCUACAAUCAAGGGGUCAGCAAAAGUACAUCAAAAACAAGAAAGUGUAUAUGCAAAUGUCUGUCCAUGGGAAACAAGCGAGUCUGUUAAGACCAUGCAGAAACAAGAUAGUAUCAGUAGAAAUGUCUGUCCAUGGGAGACACAAGAGUCAGUGAAGACUUUGCAGAAACAAGAUAGUGUCCGUACAAAUGUUUGUCCAUGGGAGACAGAAGACGGGGUAAAAACCUUACAGAAACAAGAUAGUGUCCGUACAGAUGUUUGUCCAUGGGAAACAGAAGAAUCUGUCAAGACCUUGCAGAAACAAGAUAGUGUCCGUACAAAUGUUUGUCCAUGGGAAACAGAAGAAUCUGUCAAGACCUUGCCGAAACAAGAUAGUGUCCGUACAAAUGUUUGUCCAUGGGAGACAGAAGACCAGGUAAAAACCUUACAGAAACAAGAUAGUGUCCGUACAGAUGUUUGUCCAUGGGAGACAGAAGAGCCAGUCAAGACCUUGCAGAAACAGGAUAGUGUCCGUACAAAUGUUUGUCCAUGGGAGACAGAAGAGACGGUAAAGUCCUUGCAGAAGCAAGACAGUGUCUGUACAAAUGUUUGUCCUUGGGAGACAAGCAAGUCUGUUAAGACCAUACAGAAACAAGACAGUGUCCGUACAAAUGUAUGUCCAUGGGAGACAGAAGAGCCAGUCAAGACCUUGCAGAAACAAGAAAGUGUCCAUGCAGAAGUUUGUCCAUGGGAGACAGAAGAGCCUGAAAAGGCCUUGCAGAAACAAGACAGUGUUCUUUCAGAUGUUUGUCCAUGGGAGAAAAAUGAGCCAGUGAAGACCUUACAGAAGCAAGAUCGUGUCUGUUCAGAUGUCUGUCCAUGGGAAUCAAACACAUCAGCGAUUCAAUCAGUGCCACAAGACUCCCCUCGUACGGUCCCAACAAAAAGUCAAGAAAGUGCUCAAGAAUCUGUCUGUCCCUGGGAAACUAACAUGGGAACAACAGCAACAACAGAAGCCAGCACAAGUCAAACUGUCCUAGACACAAUCAGAACACACCCUUCAGACACACAGACUGCAGAAGAGUUACGGGUUAACCCUCCUCUAGCUAGACGUGAUGCAUUAUGUCCCUGGGAAAUGGAAGGGGGGCGACAAGAAUCUAUAACCAUGCAUGAUAAUUUAGAUGUCUUCACUUGGGAGGAGACAAUCCCAGAGGAAGAUGAUGGUGAUGCAGAAACUGCUGCAGAGGCCUUCAUCUUCCCUCCAGACCUGUAACCCACAAGGGAAGUAUCAUUGUGCUUUAUAUACCUUGGAAGACAUUGUAACAAGGACCACUGGUUACAUUCGGGCUUUAUGCAGAAUGUUCCUCCACAGCAGUAGGCAUGCUUUACUGACUGUUAUUUAAGGAAGGAUUCCUGCUAUUGCAAUUUUCUCCCUAGUCAGCUUAAUAAACUGUAUCUGGAGACUGACUGAAAUCAGGACAGAACUGCUCUCCGGUGCGCAUUCCCUUCUGGCCUUACAUUACUACAAACCCCAUUUUAUUUGGUAUUGUUAUGUGUGUAUUUGUGUUUAUAUGGCUGUGUAGAUAAUAUUGUCUGUAAAACCUACAUCACCAACAUUUCCUUGGUGGAACAUUAAGAAGGUUUAUUUCCAUGUAUUUUCAGUAAAAAACAAACAAACAUCACAUCAAUACUACCAAUUAACUAAGUGAAGAGAAAAAUUGGCCUGGGGUGCGUUUCCCAAACAACAACAUAACUCGCGACUGUUGUGACGAGUGUUUCCCAAAACCAUAGUUUCUCUGUCGUAGAUACAUUGUUUGAACCACGUAAGUUAUAUCGUUAAACGCCCAUAAUGAUGAAAGAAAAAAACAUCCAAUAUUAGUUGUAGUAAAAACAUGCACUCGUUUUGAUGGUCUCAGAUAUACAUCAUCAUGUUAAUUUUAAUUUUUAGCUCUCUGCAACUCAUGGUCCCCCACUGAAGCGAAGCAGGGCUGCACCCGGUCAGUACCUGGAUGUGAGCCCUCAUGGGAAAGCUAGAUUGCUCUCGGAAGUUGUUAGUGAGACCAGCAGGAAGUGCCCAACCUGCUGUCUGAAUGGGUCCUAACGCCCCAGUAUAUUGAUGGGGGGACUCUAUACUUCUCAGUGAGAGCCGUCUUUCAGAUGAGCGUUAAACCGAGGUCAUUUAAAUCCCAGGAUGUCCUUCGAAAAAAGUAGGGGUUUAACUAGAGAUGGGGACUCCAAAAGAGUUGAUUCCUUGACUCAAUGGACCUACGUGAACACUUAUUCAUUUUGAAUUUCGCAACCACAAGUACUCAUAAAUAAUUAGUUUCAUUUUUAAAUUCCUAUAACCUUUUGCGAUUUGGUUUUAAAGAUGAUCUGCCUGUGAUGUUAAGUUUGCUGUGUUAUAAAUGAAAUAUAGCACAUUUGUUUAAAUUUAAAGGGGAAUGACAUCUUACAUAAGCACUGCAGGUAAAAUUACGAUGUUAUUAGUUGCUAUCUCUGCCUGUUUCACAAUAAAUUUAUUAAUUGAUUAAAUAUUUUAAAAACACUAAUCAUAAUGACAAAAGUAGCCUAGAUUUAUUUAUUGACAAAACAUGUCGUCCUGUUUUGUUUUUUUGCCCUAGACGCACUUGUUUUCACCUCUAAUAUUUAGGCUAUUCUUCUUGUUUAUUUUGCAGAUGAAUACAAAUUGCAUGCAUUAAAAUUAAGAUACAAUUCAAAACAAACUAAAUAAGUUUCAAAAAGAGGAUUUUUAAAUUAAAAAUAUAGCCACGGCUAAGUGUUCAAAAACAGGUCUAACUCGCUCCUUUUCUUCAGGCUUAUGCUGUCCCACUAACACACUCUAAUUUAAUUACAAUAAACAAAUAGCACAAAACAAACAGCGAUAUUUCAAAGUAAAGGAACAGGCUAUUUAACAGUAGACUUUAAAAAAACACAUUUAAGAGUGAGAGAAUAAUAUGAUAGGCUGCUUUGAGGCAGUCUAUCACACUGCUUUUGUUAUUUUAGGUUUGUUAUGGAAUAUUUAAGUUAAAAAAAUCUGUGGGUUUAAUAUUUAAUUAGUCAUUGAAUCAAAUUAAAAAGCUAUUUUGUUUAUUGAUCGUUUGAAACGUCUGUACAAAUACAGCAACAACCACAGACCGUCUGCUACUCCAGAUUAUUUUGUUUACUCAGUACUCUGUAUUCAACUAUCAAACAUCAUAUUCAGAAGAUAUUUAGGCUAUUUAAUGAUUUUUAUUUAAUCGUUUUUGGGCUCAAUUUGGGUGUUUUUUUUAAUUUGUUAAUUAACUGUUACACAUCUUUUUAUUAAAUAUGUUGAUAAUAAAAAGAUGUUUUAACUUUGACAAGUUUAGAUCAUUUAUUAAAUUACAUUGCAAUCUUGGAGACAAUUCAAAUAUGUUGUAAAUAAUAUAGACUUAUAACUAUUUGACUGCAGAUAAUUUAAACUGCAGAUUUUUUGCUGUCGCUAUUUCAAGUGAAUCCAAAAUUAGGAGUCGAGAAUCAGUCAACUCAAAAAACCUGAAACCGAACACCCCUAGGUUUAACCCCUGCAUCUUGGCCAAAUUUGCUCACUGCCCUCUGUUCAUCAUGGCCUCCUAACCAUCCCCAUAUCAUAAUUGUCUUCAUCCCUCAGUCUCCUCUCCACCAAUCAGCUGGUGUGUGUUGU
Messenger RNA from Danio rerio (zebrafish), 9322 nucleotides. Lineage: Eukaryota; Metazoa; Chordata; Actinopteri; Cypriniformes; Danionidae. The record is from RefSeq and is a predicted model, not a curated record.